CCCCCUUUCAUUCAUUGCUUUCUUUUCACCAUACACCAUCAUAGUUUCGUCAGGAAAAGUUAGAUAAACCUAUUGAUUUCUCAUCCUCAAUUGCCUUCUAUUCAUCACUUUUAUCAACCUUUCAAAAGCUAGAGUUUGCGUUGAUUUUCUUCCAAUAUGUCGUCGGAAAAGAUGUCUAAUGUUAGGUCAAGGCCGACGGUUUCAAAGAAACUGUCACAAAAAGAUGCUGGAACCCCGGAAAAUAAAACUACAGCUUCGACGAGUGGAAUCGUCGCUAACAAUCAGCCGGAAACCCCAAAGACUCCAUCUAGACGGUCGUCGUUCUCUCAACGGGCGAUAUCCCAGACCCUCACCAGCACGGCUAACCUCGCUAACCUCCUCCCGACGGGGACCCUCCUGGCGUUCCAGCUUCUCCUGCCAAUCUUCACCAACAACGGCGCGUGCGACUCCGCCACGGGCCCGAUGACCAUGGUGCUCCUCCUCCUCCUCGCGCUCUCCUGUUUCCUUGCUUCCUUCACUGACAGCGUGAAGGCGUCCGACGGGCAGGUUUACUACGGGUUCGCGACGUUCAAGGGGAUGUACUUGUUCGACUAUCCGGAUCCGGUGGGGUCGGAUUUGCCGGACUUGAGCAAGUACCGGAUCAGGUUAAUCGACGGGGUUCAUGCGGUGCUGUCUGUGUUAGUGUUUGGAGCCGUGGCGUUCAGGGAUAAGAAUGUUGUGAGUUGCUUUUACCCGUUGCCGGCGAAGGAGACACAGGAGGUUUUGGAUAUUGUUCCGGUGGGAAUUGGGCUGAUUUGCAGCUUGCUGUUCGUGGUUUUUCCGACCCGACGCCAUGGGAUCGGGUACCCUGUUACACCUGGCAAAUAGUUGAAAUAAUUUGUUUUUUAUUUUUCUUAAAAAACAAAUUUCUUACUUGGUUUUAUUGUUCAUAGAUGAGAAAAGAAAAUGGCUUUGGCCGAAAAUAAAAGGUAAAAAAAAUAAAAGAAGAAGAAGAAGAAGAGAAAAGAUGAGAAUAUGAGAAUAUGAUGUGUAAAUUUUUAUUAAUGUAUUUAUUGUUGUCAAGGGAAUAAAAUAUCUAGAUAAAU
Molecule: messenger RNA, 1085 nt
Organism: Rubroshorea leprosula
Lineage: Eukaryota; Viridiplantae; Streptophyta; Magnoliopsida; Malvales; Dipterocarpaceae
Source: the annotation of a GenBank genome assembly